ACACAGCUCGAGCCGCUCGGCCGCAAGCUGGCCGCCGCGCGCCUGCACCUCACGCUGCACUGCGUGCUGCUGCGCGAGGGGAGCGCCACGUGAGUGCGGGGGGUACAGACAGACAUACAGACACACAGCUCGAGCCGCUCGGCCGCAAGCUGGCCGCCGCGCGCCUGCACCUCACGCUGCACUGCGUGCUGCUGCGCGAGGGGAGCGCCACGUGAGUGCGGGGGGUACAGACAGACAUACAGACACACAGCUCGAGCCGCUCGGCCGCAAGCUGGCCGCCGCGCGCCUGCACCUCACGCUGCACUGCGUGCUGCUGCGCGAGGGGAGCGCCACGUGAGUGCGGGGGGUACAGACAGACAUACAGACACACAGCUCGAGCCGCUCGGCCGCAAGCUGGCCGCCGCGCGCCUGCACCUCACGCUGCACUGCGUGCUGCUGCGCGAGGGGAGCGCCACGUGAGUGCGGGGGGUACAGACAGACAUACAGACACACAGCUCGAGCCGCUCGGCCGCAAGCUGGCCGCCGCGCGCCUGCACCUCACGCUGCACUGCGUGCUGCUGCGCGAGGGGAGCGCCACGUGAGUGCGGGGGGUACAGACAGACAUACAGACACACAGCUCGAGCCGCUCGGCCGCAAGCUGGCCGCCGCGCGCCUGCACCUCACGCUGCACUGCGUGCUGCUGCGCGAGGGGAGCGCCACGUGAGUGCGGGGGGUACAGACAGACAUACAGACACACAGCUCGAGCCGCUCGGCCGCAAGCUGGCCGCCGCGCGCCUGCACCUCACGCUGCACUGCGUGCUGCUGCGCGAGGGGAGCGCCACGUGAGUGCGGGGGGUACAGACAGACAUACAGACACACAGCUCGAGCCGCUCGGCCGCAAGCUGGCCGCCGCGCGCCUGCACCUCACGCUGCACUGCGUGCUGCUGCGCGAGGGGAGCGCCACGUGAGUGCGGGGGGUACAGACAGACAUACAGACACACAGCUCGAGCCGCUCGGCCGCAAGCUGGCCGCCGCGCGCCUGCACCUCACGCUGCACUGCGUGCUGCUGCGCGAGGGGAGCGCCACGUGAGUGCGGGGGGUACAGACAGACAUACAGACACACAGCUCGAGCCGCUCGGCCGCAAGCUGGCCGCCGCGCGCCUGCACCUCACGCUGCACUGCGUGCUGCUGCGCGAGGGGAGCGCCACGUGAGUGCGGGGGGUACAGACAGACAUACAGACACACAGCUCGAGCCGCUCGGCCGCAAGCUGGCCGCCGCGCGCCUGCACCUCACGCUGCACUGCGUGCUGCUGCGCGAGGGGAGCGCCACUGACGAAGACAUGCAAUCGCUAGCAUCGUUACUGUCUGUUAACAAUAAUUCGGAUAUAGCUGUGCUAGAAGAUCUGGAUGAAGACGACUACACAUUAUCUGAUAAUUCUACUAGACAGAUGCUAGACCUCCGUCAACAAAUGGAGGAAAUGACGCAAAGUCUUACGAACUCAGACAUAGCAGCAACCCCCAACAGUGUUCAAAGUCUGAACUUCGACAGAACCCCCACAGCCCCGCAGACCCCCUCCCCCACGACCCCCACGAACCCCUAUAGUCCUAUUAACCCCUAUAGCCCCAAUAAUUCCGUGCCGGAAGAAGUGGCAACCCCUAAAAAUAGGCCGGAGUACUUGAGCAGUUUGACAAAAGCUAUGAGGGCUGAACCUAAAUUCAGUUCAACGCCGAAAGUUGUCAAUAGUCAAGAGGAAAAAGUGGAUAAUUUGAAAGGUAUGGUUUUCAAACCGAAAACGGUAGCGAAACGGAACCUAAAACCUCUAGAACUAAAAACAAAUCUCAACAACAUUAGUUUGGACACGAAUGAUAAUGAAAAAGAUGACGAAAAAACCCCUGUACCGCAAGAUAGGUUGACUUUACCCCCCGGGGACAAGGAUAAGACACCGAUGGUAGACCUAGUAGAGUGGUGUAGGUCAGUGACCCGCGACUACCCGUCGUGUCAGGUCAACGACCUUUCCAACAGUUUCCGGUCCGGGCUCGCGUUUUGCGCAAUCAUACAUCACUUCCGGCCUGAUCUUAUCGAUUUCUCCGGGCUCCAACCGGACCAAUCCGCAGAAAAUGUUCGCCGUGCGCUCGACGCAAGCGCACGUCUGGGGAUACCGCAAGUGUUGUCCGCUAACGAUGUGUGCGCUAACAACGCGCCCGAUAGACUUGCUGUAAUGACAUAUCUAUUCCAAUUGCGCGCUCACUUCACGGGCAGCGAGUUGCAAGUUGAACAACUCGGUAACGAUGAAACGGAAUCUUCCUACCUAGUGGGUAGACACGACACGGACGACAGUUUGCCUCCGGAGCUAUUUUCCCGGGAAGUCAGCACUCGGCGGUCCAGGAAUAUCAUGGAUAGACCGCCUGUGCUAAAACAAGACUCCCAAGACUCGCGCAACUCCCUAGACCUGUCCCCGGACAAAUCCCCCGGGAUAAAGGACAUGAAGGACAUGCUGCUGCAGUCCAAGAGUAUCCUGGGCAAGAUGCUGUCCCCCGCCCGGGAGAGGGACAAACCGAGCGCCAAGUGGUUCGAUGGGAACACUGAGCCCCUCCCGCGACCGGACAAGCUGAUGACUAGAAAGGAGCUCACCGAUCCAUUCGGGUCUGAUGAUGAAGAGGAUCCGCCGCAGAAUGCGACAGAUAAUAAUAGCCCGAAAACAGAACAAAAACUGAGCAUCGAACCGGCGACCACAGACCCUCUGAACGUUAUCCAACUCCAAGAGAAGGACAAACAGACACCACCGUCCCCGGAACUGCCUAAACCAACACCGCAAUUGUUGUCGCGUCACGAUGAAUUGAAAGAGAAAGCGAGACAGCUGCUAGAAGCAACGAAAAGAGAGGCGAGGGAAAAGGACAGAGCUAGGCGGAGUUCUAAGGAGAGAGAGGGACAGGUGAACGGCAAGAUUGACAGUCCUAAGAAGGGAAUGACGGAGGAAGAGAGACAGGUGAUGUUGCGUGAGCGAGCGAGGAAAUUGAUCGCAGACGCACGUGCGGGUAUCGUCAGUCCCACAUCCCCCCUCUCCCCGUCACGUGUGCGCAACUCGGGCACGGUGGAAAUAAUCAGCAAACAUUCUGUCAUGGAGGAAUUAGCUGCAGCGGGUGGUAUGGAGCACUUGGACAGCAUAGUGAACAGAGAGUCAGCGCCUUCGAGUCCCGGCUCCAGGAAGAGCAACCCUAGUCCCGAUAGAUCUGAGAGAGAAAACACAAAGAGCAGGAGUGUAUCCCCACAGGACGUGCACAGAUCUCCUCUACACUCCUUCACUGCUCUUGUGGAUCGAUUGUCACCAGAUUUGAAUGCUGAGGAGCCUCAGAACAAAGAAGGCUACAGCACGUACAUAGCAAGUGAGUUGGAAGCGUUGGAGAGAGAACAGAAGAGUGUGGACGAGAAAGCGGCCGCGCUAGAGAAGCAGCUGAGAAGAGUCAUGGAUAGAGCUGAUAAUACUGAGGAGGAGGACCGCCUUAUGUCACAAUGGUUCAAUCUCGUCAACAAGAAGAAUGCAUUAUUGCGUAGACAAAUGCAACUCAACAUACUUGAACAAGAAGAGGAUUUGAGCAGGAGAUGCGAAUUACUAGCGCGGGAAUUACGACUUUCCUUAGGGGUAGAGGAGUGGAGGAAAACUCCCGGCCAAAAGAGACGGGAGAUAUUGCUGUUGCAGGAAUUAUUAUCUGCUGUAAAUGAGAGAGAUCGACUUGUUCAAGAGAUGGACGAACAAGAGAAAGCAAUAGCGGAAGACGAUGAAAUUCAACGAAAUCUCAGCAACGUCGAGAUACAAAGGAAAAACAACUGUAUACUUCAGUAGAUAAGGACUAUAUUACUACAAAUAGAUCACGCUUUGCUUUUUUCAUCCAAAAAAUAUUAAUCUCCAAUUGUAACUUGAUAUAGCAGAAAAGAGAAACUUUAUAAGUCACAUUUUUUUAGUUAAAUUUCAUUUUUUUAUUAAAGUUCAAAAAUUUAACGGAUUUAAAACCAGUUUCUCACGUUCUGAAAUAAUUUGAAUGCUUUUUAAUAAACGACAAAACUUUUAAUUCUUACUCGUACUUCCUAUAUUUAUUACGCGAGUGUUUUAAUGUAAAUUAAUUAAAAAUGAAUUGAUUGUUUUAAAUUCACUUUAAUGGUGUGAUGAUGUGUUCAAUUGGUGUUCAAAUAUCAUACGAUGUAUUACUAUUUAAUGAAAUCUAAUGAAAUAUGUAAUUUCCCUGAAAAAAUGGCUAAAUUCGUUGAAAAAACUCACAAAUUACCAAUUGACAUAAAUACAGUUUUUAUUUUGAUUGCUAUUAGGUAUGUUAAAAAAAUAAAAUGAGUUUCACGACGAACUCGUAUGUCAUACCAAAAAAUAUUUAAUUUCUGUCAUUAAAUUUUCUGCAAGAUGACUUCUCAUUAGAGUUACUAUAUUUAUUUAAUUUUACUAUUAAAUUAUUAUGUUUUAACAUAUAAACUCGUAAUCAAUUGACGUAACUUAUGGUACGAAUGUUAACUUUAAUAUUAGUUAUUAUAUUAUUAAUAUAACUUAUUGAGUUUUUCACAAGAAAAACUGUUUAUAUAUAAAUCGGCCUUAAAAGAAAUACUCAUAGUUACUUAUAAUUAUAAUAAGUAUUCAUUAUGACUGUUUUAAUUUUUUUGCUUACGCACUUUGUAAGGCUUUUCGUAUCACUAAUUUUAGUACUAAAAUAUAUAUAUAAUAAUUAUUGGCUUUAUGAGUUAAAUUUAGUUAUUUUUGUGACUGCAAAAUUGUAACUUAUAGUUUACCAAAGAUGACAUUUAGACUAUGUAUUGCCUUUUACUAUACAUUAAAAGUUUCAAAUAAUAACAAUAAUCGUUUUUAUUUUAAUAUUAAUUAAAAAUAUUUUUACUUGAAUAGUAUGAAUAUUAUUUCUUUAGUCAUUGAAUAUUAAUUCAAUGUAAGAAAAAAAAUAGAAAAAAAUAAAAAAUACAACAAAAUGUGGUGAUAAGUACAAUAUGCCAUACUUAUGUACAAUGCUAUUAUUAUAAAAAAUAAAUAUUAAAUGCGUCAAAGUGUUUUGUCACUUGCCGCAUUUUACUUUUG
Molecule: messenger RNA, 5066 nt
Organism: Colias croceus (clouded yellow)
Lineage: Eukaryota; Metazoa; Arthropoda; Insecta; Lepidoptera; Pieridae
Gene: Ehbp1
Product: EH domain-binding protein 1-like protein 1
Exons: 21
Coding region: 1320-3821 (833 amino acids)
Molecular function (GO): protein binding
Source: RefSeq, a predicted model, not a curated record